AUGUUAGGGUUUGGUGAUCUUGGAGGCCUAAAACUUUCUGUUGCUGAAGAAUACUCACUUCAUUCUAGAUAUCUUGCUAAAGCCAAUUCUCUUAAUCUUUCUGAAAUAGCAGAAACUGGUGAUCUUUGCAAGUAUUGGGAUUUGAGACAACAGAAUCCAGUCCCACCACAUAACUACCCUGAUUGUUGUUAUGGACUUACAAUGAGACAUCCUUUUAUGGUUGUUGCAACAGCAGAUAGAAAUCUUAUAGCAUUCAACUUACAAAACCCUCAGAUUACUUAG
Lactuca virosa is the source of this 282-nucleotide messenger RNA. The record is from the annotation of a GenBank genome assembly. NCBI's taxonomy places the organism in Eukaryota, Viridiplantae, Streptophyta, Magnoliopsida, Asterales, Asteraceae.